Molecule: messenger RNA, 2962 nt
Organism: Mauremys reevesii (Reeves's turtle)
Lineage: Eukaryota; Metazoa; Chordata; Testudines; Geoemydidae
Gene: SEPTIN3
Product: septin 3
Exons: 13
Coding region: 213-2279 (688 amino acids)
Biological process (GO): cytoskeleton-dependent cytokinesis
Cellular component (GO): septin complex; cell division site; neuron projection
Molecular function (GO): GTP binding; molecular adaptor activity; GTPase activity
Source: RefSeq, a predicted model, not a curated record
UCCUGCUAAGCACUGAUGUGGUUAAAAUCUCCCAGCCGGAUCCAACACAGUCUAUGGGAGAUUUGGUCACAGCUGCCCCCUCUCAGAAAUGUGGAAUAUUCCUUUCACCGGCUGAGGGAUCUGGGACAUCAGCUGCUUGGUCCCAGCUGACAGUCUACCCUCAGUUGCUGUGCUCCAAGAGCCAGGAAGAAUAAAGGUACCAAGAGUUUAGGAUGGACAAGGGCUUCGCUCCAUCCCCUCACAGGGUCCGCAGAUGUGUUCCAACUCUGGGAAGCUGCUCCAGCCCCAGCCGCAUCCCAGGUUUACCAGUCCGGCCGGUGGGAGGCAGGGGGCAGGCGCCUCUCAGCCCCAAGCUGAGAAAGGAAACCCACUCUGACUCCUUCAGCCAGGACUCCGCAAGGCAGAGUCCACUUGCAAAGGGGAGAGUGAGUGCCAGGCCUAACUCUAGGCUUGCAGGCCCAAGGGAGCUGAGUAGCACUGGGCUGCCCAUCCCAUGCCCUCUUCACCCUUCGUCCAAGUCCCUUCCGUGGACUACUGCCAAUGGUUUAGCACCACGGAAGAUGAGCUCCAUCUCAUUUACCCUCCGCCGGAGUGGCUGUGCACCUCCACCUGACCGGCAACUGCUCCCACCAGCCUCUGCAAGGAGAGAGCUCCACUGUCCACUGGGGAAGGAAGCACCAGGAGGGGAACUGCCCUUGUCGAAUCUGCAGCCAUUACCUGGAGUACAAACCUUGCCCCCAAGAGUGCCUCUUGGUUGUAUGGAGGAGCAAACAAAUAUUGGGCAUGAUGGGCAAAUCAGUGCUGCAUAUCCAGGGUCAGAGAUGCCCACCACAUUGCUUCCCUCAGGUCCAGAUUUCCAGAGAUGCUUGGCCCGUGCUACUCUACUUCCUCCUCUGCCACAUCCCCAAGUCAAGGGGAAACAUCCCAUGAACUCAUCCAUGACAGCAGCUGGUCAAGAGGACCACGUGGCUACCAAGAGAUACAGUGACCCACUUGGCAUGGGAAUUCUCCAAGAGCCACUUGGAUGUGGGAAUACGCCAAGUCCCAUUCCUGAGCUGUGUGCUCAGGGACUGGCUCUGGGGGGCCGACUCUCUGCUGCAGAUACCAUGAUGUCUCCUGUGAUGGACACAGCUGGGCCAGCAUGGUCAGCAGACAACAAGAUUGAGGCAGCUAUGUCUGAGCUGGUGCCGGAGCCCCGGCAAAAACCAGCAGUGCCAAUGAAACCUGUUGGCAUUAACUCCAACCUGCUGGGCUACAUUGGGAUCGACACCAUCAUUGAGCAGAUGCGCAAGAAGACCAUGAAGACGGGCUUUGACUUCAACAUCAUGGUUGUAGGUCAAAGUGGGCUGGGGAAAUCAACACUGGUGAACACCCUCUUCAAAUCCCAAGUUAGCCGCAAGUCUUCAGGCUGGAACCGUGAGGAGAAGAUCCCUAAGACAGUGGAGAUCAAGGCCAUUGGGCAUGUCAUUGAAGAAGGUGGUGUCAAGAUGAAACUGACGGUAAUUGACACCCCAGGGUUUGGUGACCAGAUCAACAAUGAGAAUUGCUGGGAGCCCAUUGAGAAAUACAUCAAUGAGCAAUAUGAAAAAUUCCUGAAAGAGGAAGUGAAUAUUGCAAGGAAGAAACGAAUCCCAGACACGAGAGUCCACUGCUGCCUCUACUUCAUCUCCCCCACGGGUCACUCCUUGCGACCCCUGGACCUAGAGUUCAUGAAACAUCUCAGCAAAGUAGUAAACAUCAUCCCUGUUAUUGCUAAGGCAGACACCAUGACCCUGGAAGAGAAGACUGAGUUCAAACAAAGGGUGCGCAAAGAACUGGAGGUGAAUGGGAUCGAGUUUUACCCCCAGAAAGAGUUUGAUGAGGACCUGGAGGAUAAAACAGAGAAUGACAAAAUCAGGCAGGAAAGCAUGCCGUUUGCAGUGGUGGGCAGCGACAAGGAAUACCAAGUAAAUGGCAAAAGAAUCCUGGGCAGGAAAACCCCCUGGGGCGUCAUUGAAGUGGAAAACCUCAAUCACUGUGAAUUUGCCCUACUUCGAGACUUUGUCAUCAGGACCCACCUCCAAGACCUAAAAGAAGUGACGCACAACAUCCACUAUGAGACCUACAGGGCCAAGCGGCUGAAUGACAAUGGGGGGCUCCCCCCAGUGACCACCGAGACAGAGGAGAACCACGAAAUACAGACAAGGCCUAAGAAGACAUCUGGAAAGAGCCCCCAUAUCCUUUAUGCAGCACCUUCCCAUGCAGCUUCCCAUGUACCCCUGAGCUUAAGAAAGAUAUAGAGCUGCUGAUUUCAGAACAAAUGCCAGUGCAGUGCAGCGGAUCAGUUGGUGAUGCCCAUCAACAAAACAGGUGACUCCACUAUUAAAGCUGGAUGUUCCCAUCCAACAUAUUUCAAUUAAUAGUGGGUGACAAAGCACCCCGGGUUUUCCUUUCUCCCCACUGCCAACCUGAAAAUCAUUUGGUGCAUCCCAAAAUCUGAUGUACCUUAGUACAGAACUCUACAAAGAAGAACGAAAAAUAGCCCCUUAGCAAUCAGGGGACAUCUACUCCCCUUCGAUGUUACUUAUGAAUCUGUAUGGCAGCUCCAGGGCACCAAGACUUGCAGGGCAGAGAGAGAAAAGAAAUAAAUGGUGACUCCUGCCUUGGUUCUGGAAAUACUGUGCCACCAUCAGCCAUUCAAGAUGCACCCACCGGUUUUCAGAAAUCUAGACUCCACUUCUUUCUUUUGGAAGCAAGUGCCGUGGAAGACAGUUCAUUUUACUUGAGAGACGGUAGAGCAAGAAAUGGAAGCAUGAACAAGCAAAUGAAACCGGGUUCCUGGCACUCCUGUACACUGACAGUAUCAUGAUGGAGUCUUCUUGUAUCAGUCCGGUGCAGGCCGAAAAAGAACGAAAUCACACAAACUUGUGGUGUAAAUGUCGCUAGACUUAACUUUCUAUCUGUGUUGUAUGAUUAAACAAAA